UUCCCCCUCUGUUUUCCCUCCUGACGCCGCAGGAGUCCCGCCUGUGGCGUCAAACAGCGGCGAACUUCAGCGGAGAGACGCUUGUGGUCAGACCCGGGCAGACUUCAGACCCGCACCGCGCUGACCAUGAGUGAGCAGAGUAUCUGCCAGGCCAGAGCUGCUGUCAUGGUGUACGACGACGCCAACAAGAAGUGGGUCCCAGCUGGCGGCUCCACGGGCUUCAGCAGAGUCCACAUUUACCACCACACCGGCAACAACGCCUUCCGAGUGGUGGGACGCAAGAUCCAGGACCAUCAGGUGGUGAUAAACUGUGCCAUACCCAAAGGCCUGAAGUACAACCAAGCCACGCAGACCUUCCACCAGUGGCGAGACGCCCGGCAGGUCUACGGCCUCAACUUUGGCAGCAAGGAGGACGCCAACGUAUUCGCCAGUGCGAUGAUGCACGCGCUGGAAGUGCUGAACUCCCAGGACACAGGCCCCACAUCGCCCAGACAGGCCCCCCAGGUCCAGAACGGCCCCACGCUGGAGGACAUGGACGUGCAGAGGAGACAGCUGCAGGAGCUUCAGAGGCAGAAGGAGCUGGAGCGCCAGGAGCAGCUGGAGCGGGAGAUGCUGGACCAGCAGGAGCGCGAGCGUCAGGAGCGCGAGCGUCAGGAGCGGGAGGCGCAGGCGGAGCGGGAGCGGCUGGAGCGGGAGCAGCGGGAGCAGCUGGAGCGGGAGGCGGUGGAGAAGGAGCAGCAGGAGCAGCUGGAGAAGGAGCAGCAGGACUGGGAGAGGGGGAGGCGCAUCUCCAACGCUGCGUUCGAGAGCACGCUGUACAGUCAGGAGUACGGCAGGACGUCCUCCACGCCGGCGUCUCCGUCCCCCGCCGCGUGCCCCGCCGCCGGGCCGCCGUCGCCGUGCUCCGCCACGCCGCCCACGCCGCCGCUCAGACACUCGGCGUCUCGCUUCGCCACCUCGCUGGGCUCGGCCUUCCACCCCGUCAUGCCUCACUACGCCACGGUCCCCAGGCGCCAGCCGGCCUUUCCUCAGGCCCCGCCCACUGCCCCGGCCCCCGCCCCGGCUCCGGCCCCGACUCCGCCCCCUCCCUCCAAGACCGUGGUGUGGUCGGCCUGUAACUUCACCCCGUUGCCGCCCUCGCCCCCCGUCAUGAUCAGCAGCCCCCCGGGGAAGGCCACGGGUCCUCGGCCCCUCAUCCCCAUCGCGGCGCCGUCCCCCCUCACCCAGAAGCCCCCCUCGCCGUCCCCCAACGGGCCGCCCAUGUUCCCCGCACCCUCUCCCGUCACCGUUCCGCACAGCCACACCCCCCUGGGCAUCAGCUGCCCCACGCCGCCCCCGCCACCCACCCCUCCCCCCCUGCCCUCCCCUGUAGCUCCGCCCACUUCUUCCUCCUCCAUCAUGUCUCCCCCCUCCUCAUCCCAGGCUCCUGCUGUGCCCUCUCCCUCUACAGCGCCCCCUAACGCCGCCGCCGAGCACCUCUCCCUGCCCGUUGGCCGGGACGCGGCCGCAGAGCCCCCCCCGGGUCAGGGGGGUCCGGGGGGCUCCUCCAGCCUGCCCCAGGACGUGGCGCAGACCCCCAACCCCCCCCCCUCCUCCGCCCCAGCCGUCCGCCUCCACUGUGACCUCCACCCCCCACCAGUCCGCCGGGCCACCCUCCUCCACCCCCGCCACCCCCACUGCCCCCCACGCUGGCACCGGGACCGGGGCGGGCCCCCACCCCUCCGGCGGGCCCCGCCCCCCCCACCGGGAGCCCCCCCUCCACCCCCUGCACCCCCCCUCCCUGCCGGACUCCUCUCCCCCUCCGCAGAGGACCGCCCCCUGUCUGGGCUGGCUGCGGCGCUCGCCGGGGCCAAGCUCCGCAAGGUGUCCAGGAGCGAGGACGCGGCUCUGACAGCGGCCCUGUCGGGGGCCACGGCGGCCAAAUCGGAGGUGAAAGGCAACGGGCCGCUGUCUGCAGGCGGAGGCCUGAUGGAGGAGAUGAGCGCCCUGCUGGCCAGGAGAAGGCGGAUAGCAGAGAAGGGCUCGUCUCCGGAACCCGACCAGAGAUCUGAGGAAGGAGAGCUGAGCAUGUCCUCCAAAGUGUCGGCCUGUAGCACCCCAGACAUGCCCAGGAAGCCAUGGGAAAGAACCAACACCAUGAACGGUAGCAAAUCUCCUGUCAUUGGAAGACCUAAAUCCACCCCCACACCUACUUCAUCCUUAAGUGCCAACGGCGUGCCAACAGAGACUGUCGACUACGACCGACUAAAGAAGGACAUUCUUGACGAGAUGAGGAAGGAGCUGUCGAAGCUAAAAGAAGAGCUCAUUGAUGUCAUCAGAGAGGAACUGGGUAAAUCCAGCACAGCGUAGAGGAGGCCCCGCUGCACCCUCCUACAUCCACCUGACCCCCGACCCCCCCUGCAGACAACCACAGUCCCUUCAGGACGAGACGAGGCGACCAGUGAACACAGAGCAGCCGUCGGUAUUGUGAGAGGUUUGAGGCCGAGCGUGCGCGGCGUGCACGGCGGACCCGGCUGGACGGCCCCGCGGCCCGGAGGACCCGCAUGAUCAGAGACUGGAGUGCCCUUAUGCAAAGAUGAUCUCUCUUUCCUCGCCUGACGGGAUCCACAGAUACACACUAAUCAAUAACCUCAUCAGCGGUGCUGGACGGACCUGCGAGCACGGAGCGGCGCGCAGAUCCACCACCAGAGGGCGCCAUCCGGAGGAGAGGCCACAACAGAGACUUAUCCCAAUAAUGCCAUAGGGGUAGCGCCUGUGUGUGUGUGAGUGUGUGUGUGUGUGUGUGUGUGUGUGUGUGUGUGUGUGUGUGUGUGUGUGAGGGACUGAAUGUGGCGUCCACUGCUGCAGGACACUGUAAAGCUCGUCUUCCUCAAAUACUAUUUUAAACUGAAUCUGUAAAACAGAGAGAGAGAGAGAGAGAGAGAGAGAGAGAGAGAGAGAGAGAGAGAGAGAGGGAUGUUGAGGGAAGCAGAUCUCUCCUGGUGUGUUUGGUUGUAGAGUUGAGGCCAUAUCCAGUAGCUCCAUGCUCUUGCCCUGUUUCUGUGUGUUGAUGGUGUGUGUGUGUGUGUGUGUGUGUGUGUGUGUGUGUGUGUGUGUGUGUGUGUGUCCGUGUGUGUCCUCCCGCUCUGUUGAAUCGGUAAGACGAGCAGAAGCACUCGCUGUAGCUCUCUACCAAACUUUACCGGUCAGUGAAAAGUACCAACUCACUCAUGGCCAGGCGCGGAGGCCGGGGCUGUCAAACAUGUGGCCCGGGGGCCAGGACGGGGCCGGCAGGAGGACUGUGGGAAGCGUCGAGCCGACUGAAACAUGAUUGGAUGGAAGCCGCUGCUGCUGCGGCGACGUUCUCAGUAGCACAUGUGGAUGAGAGACCAAGCAAAGUGGUCAGUGAUGAAGCAGCGCUAGCUAGCUGAUGGCUAGCUAGCUGAUGGCUAGCUAGCUGAUGGCUAGCUAGCUGAUGGCUAGCUAGCUGAUGGCUAGCUAGCUGAUGGUUAGCUAAGUAGCAAAACAAGCAGAUGUGAGGGUGAAUGAGUGUGAGCAGCUCAUUUUCUGUCCUCGUGAACCUGAAGACAAACAGGAUUUCUUUCAUAAAGGUUCCAUAUUAUGCAAAAAUUUACUUUGGAAUGGUUCUCUAGCAGUGAUCUGUGUUCCCGUGUCCUGUGUGUGACGCCCCAGAACUGAAGACAGGCUCUCGUUUCCCUCGCUUGCCCUGCUUUGUAGUCAGUAUGUGCUCAAAUUCAGAUUUCCCCUUCAUGACAUCAUGAGGGGAAAACCCCUCCCACAAGAAAUAGCUCCUCCCUCUGGAGAUAGCCCCUCCCUCUGGAGAUAGCCCCUCCCUCUGAUAUACUGUAUUCAGUAGAAUAUGAAAACGGUAUCAGUUAGCGGGAGCUAGCGUUAGCUACUUGGCAGUAACUGUACCAACACAUACGACUAAACUAACAUAUUCAGAGCGAAUAUUUAUGGCUUUCCAGAUUUAAAAAAAACAAAGUUCAAACGUUAAUUUUAUUUUUACCAUAUUUGAGUUUGCGAAGCUUUGUCAGGAGAUAUCUGAUGAACGGCGGCAGCCCGGUGGACCAGUAAACACCCGCCGGGUGUUAGUGAAGGGUUCUGGGCUGGUUCUGCUGACGGAGGCCCUGCAGUGGAGUCUGACGCCCCUGAUGGAGACCGUGUCCCGUUCAGAUGUGUUUUACAGAUUCUGGUGUGUGUGUGUGUGUGUGUGUGUGUGUGUGUGUGUGUGUGUGUGUGUGUGUGUGUGUGUGUGUGUGUGUGUGUGUGUGUGUGUGUGUGUGCGCGCGCUGACCAUCUGGUUUCCUAAAGAGCAAUAAGGGUAGCAUCAGUUCCCAGUAAAGAGAAGACUGUAUCUUUAGCCAUUUCACAGCCAAAUCCAUUUUUUUUUAAUUAUUAUUAUUAUUUUGCAGCGUUCAUGAGGUCAGACUGAUGGAAUUUGAAUGUGUCCUCAGAGAUUAUUGGUGAGAUCAGAUCAUCCUGUAUUCGUCCCACCCUGGGACAGUUUCACUGUUGCAGCAGCGAGCGGAAAGUAAGAGACAGGUAGCAAAGGAAAAGAAUGCAAACCAGAAACGACAAAUAUGAAAAACCAUGACAGAGAAAACAGGAUGGCAUCGGAGACUCUGAGGAUCAGUGUGGUCCUGAUCCGGUCUGAGGCCCCCACUGGACCUCUGGUCCAGCUUGUAGACCUGGUAUUGGGUUCUGUCAGUAGCUGCUCUCUCUCUGUUCAACCGUCUUCAAGGGCUUCGUCUGUCUAAAGAAAACUGGUGGUUCUGGGUUCGCCCCCUCGGUACGGUACUGAAAGUAGGACGCCGCUCCUCCUGGGUCGGCUCUGGUUCCAGGCCCGCCGGGUUCUGUCCGCACUGUGACCAGAACCCUCCAGACGAGCGUCUGACGGCGAGUCCAGCAGCAGCAGCAGCAGCUCCGGCCCUGGUCCCACAGAGAGCGCCUCCUCUGGCCUGACCGGGCCGCUCGGCGCCCGCCCCGGUCCGUCCGGGCCGUCCGGGCCGUCCGGGCCGUGCCUUGCCUGAAAGUGUAACGUCGGAGGCGUGAGGUUAGCGAUGCGUGGAGCCCGUCUUUCUGAUCACGCUUCAUUUCAGGGAGAGUUCACUGCUUCUGCGUUUCUCCUGGAAAACAUCGAUUUUCUUCGUCUGUUUUAUUGUUUCGUUUGAUAUUUCUGUUGUUUUUUUUAAGCCGACGUGAUUCUGGGCAGACGUGGGGACGCUUCUCUUACAGCUUAGUAGUACAAUCAAACUCUGACACACGAGGCCUAUAAAAGGUGAUCUUCACUCUGAAGUUAUUUUUCUAAACCUGAAGCUCUGUUUGGGCCUCCGGAUGAGGAUGUUCUGUGUGUGUGUGUGUGUGUGUGUGUCUGUGUGUCUGUGUGUAUGAGUGUGUGUGUGUGUCUGGCAGCUCUGAGCUGCAAACAAUGUUCUCGCUAAUGUUUGCUAAACCCUUUCUUCUUUUUUUUUUUUCCUUUUUGCUGUGAAUAUUUGGGUACCGAGGAGGUUUUCUGUUUCCGUUCUUCACUCACACCGUUCUCAUGUCAGUCUGC
Messenger RNA from Salarias fasciatus (jewelled blenny), 5557 nucleotides. RefSeq names its product ENAH actin regulator (gene enah). The coding region runs from base 127 to 2349 and encodes 740 amino acids. Gene Ontology annotation, molecular function: profilin binding; SH3 domain binding. NCBI's taxonomy places the organism in Eukaryota, Metazoa, Chordata, Actinopteri, Blenniiformes, Blenniidae. The transcript has 14 exons. Gene Ontology annotation, biological process: axon guidance; actin polymerization or depolymerization; actin polymerization-dependent cell motility. The record is from RefSeq and is a predicted model, not a curated record.